Messenger RNA from Lytechinus pictus (painted urchin), 6497 nucleotides. Its product is annotated as ubiquinol-cytochrome-c reductase complex assembly factor 1-like. Lineage: Eukaryota; Metazoa; Echinodermata; Echinoidea; Temnopleuroida; Toxopneustidae. Gene Ontology annotation, cellular component: mitochondrion. Bases 3719 to 4750 code for a protein of 343 amino acids. The record is from RefSeq and is a predicted model, not a curated record. Gene Ontology annotation, biological process: mitochondrial respiratory chain complex III assembly. The transcript has 9 exons.
UGUUGCAAUCAUCCCUGCACUCUGCAGCAGUAAUUUACCAAAAAGGUGCUAGUCUUGGUUAAAAGAGGGUUAUUAUUUCCAAAAAGAAUUUUAAACCCGGGUUUAACCCAGGUUUAGUUAAACCCGGCUAUCAGAAUACCAAAAUAAUUAAACUACACUUAGACCAGAGGUGAGGUUUAGAGGAGGUUUAGUUAAACCAGGGUUAACUUUAGACUAGGGUUAAAUUAAACCUGCUAUCAGAAUACGGGCCAUUGAGUUUAAACCUAUAUUACUCAGUCAAAAUACAUGAAAAAGUCAUCAAAUUUUGCAAGAGAGUUAAUCAUUGUAUUGUUAGAAUGGAGAAUCUAUUUAUAGUACUAUUUGUUUGCAAUUUUAAGUCUAACAGCACUGUCAGUUCUUAAAAAUGGCGUAAGAGAUAACAAAAACCCAAUCUCAAAAAUGUGAAAUUUCAAUAACAAACUACAAAAGUACAAAAAAUGCUGCACUUUAUUCAAAAUCCAUGUCAUUUUCACCAAAAUUUGCAAAGUUGUAGAGGAAGGUAUACAUAAGAGGUGCAAACAUUAAAAAAUAGGGGUUCAUGUGCUUGUUUUCAAACUAUCAGUAUUUUUAUUAGAGAAAAUGUGCUUUAGUUAAACCCGGCUAUCAGAAUACCAAAAUAAUUAAACUACACUUAGACCAGAGGUGAGGUUUAGAGGAGGUUUAGUUAAACCAGGGUUAACUUUAGACUAGGGUUAAAUUAAACCUGCUAUCAGAAUACGGGCCAUUGAGUUUAAACCUAUAUUACUCAGUCAAAAUACAUGAAAAAGUCAUCAAAUUUUGCAAGAGAGUUAAUCAUUGUAUUGUUAGAAUGGAGAAUCUAUUUAUAGUACUAUUUGUUUGCAAUUUUAAGUCUAACAGCACUGUCAGUUCUUAAAAAUGGCGUAAGAGAUAACAAAAACCCAAUCUCAAAAAUGUGAAAUUUCAAUAACAAACUACAAAAGUACAAAAAAUGCUGCACUUUAUUCAAAAUCCAUGUCAUUUUCACCAAAAUUUGCAAAGUUGUAGAGGAAGGUAUACAUAAGAGGUGCAAACAUUAAAAAAUAGGGGUUCAUGUGCUUGUUUUCAAACUAUCAGUAUUUUUAUUAGAGAAAAUGUGCUUUCUAAAACACCAAAAAUGUGCCAAAUGCUUUGUAUCUAUGUGAAGACAAAAAACAAAACCACUCUACCAUUUAUUCAAACUCGGGGUCAUAUUCGUGAUUCUUGGCAGCAUUGCAGAGUAAAGUAUGUCAAAAUUGUAGACAUAUUUUUAAAAAUGGUCCAUGGAAUAAUUCCAGUUUUUUAGCUUCAUAAAAUAACGCAUCGGAUCUGUAGUUAGCAUGCAGAUGAUGAGAAAAAUCAGCUCAUAACCACAGCUAAUUAAUCGCCUGUUCAUCCAUUGUGACGUCAGCGCGCAGAGUGUAAAAUAUGCGCAGAUCAUAAUGCGCACAAACAUAACUGUGGAACGUCCUUAAACUACUGUACCUAUCAUUAAACUACAUUCCUUUACCUUUCCCUCCCCUAACAAAUUCUAAUGCCGACUACGCCAUUUAUUGUAUCGUGGCCUAUAAACUUAGACUGUAAACUAUGAUAACUUAUGCGCUAUAAAUCUAACCUUAAGAUAUGGAUCUCGAAGUCGAUGAAGGCCUGGAAUGCUCAGGAAGAUGAAGUCGAAGAGGUCGUUGCAGAGCGCUCUGGGUCCUAGCUGUAGUGUAGCUGCCGGGGUAUGGUGCUUCCUCAGGCUGGUACGCUUUCAGCGGUGGAUCCAUGCACACUCAAUAACAACUCAUAACAACUAACCUAACUAAAAACUGUCUCCUAUUUAUACCCUAUGCCUUACUAGGAGUUACUGCCAAGCAUGGGUGAGCAAGGCAUGAUGUUAUAAUAGAGCCCUAUAAAUUGCCCAUUGCAGCAGCUUAAAGCUAACAUAACCCAGAAGGAAAAACCAGUAUAAGACCAGUAAAACUUUUUACUGGUUUCCAGUAGAAUUUUACUGGUUUCCAGUAUAUUUUUACUGGACCAGUUGAUUUUUAACUGGACCAGUAAAUUAAAAAUCAACUGGAGACCAGUUCAAACAAAUGCAUUCCAGUUGAAGCAAUUAGUAAUACCAGUUAAAUUGUUUUUCAUCAAACUGGUGUUACUGGUCCAAAAUAAUGACUUUAUUUCAAGUCAGAUCAUUUGACGAAUUAUGGAAAAUGAAUCUUGCAAUUUAGAGAAAGUUAUUAUCAUUAUUAUUGUUAUCAUCAUUCUUCUUAUAAUUAUCAUGAUUAUUAUUAUUAUGAUUAUUAUGAUCAUUGUUGUUAUCAUUCUUAUUACUGUUAUCAUUGAUAUUGAUAUUGUAAUUAUUAUUAUUGAUAUUAUCAUGAUUAUCAAGUAUUAACAUUAUCAUUAAAAUAAUUAUUUCCUUUAAUUAUGAUUAAGAUCAAAGCAAGAUAUAUUCCUCUGAUAUAGUCAACUAGGUCUAAAGUAAUUCAUUGUUUGAAAUUGAACUGGUCAAGACCAGUAAUACCAGUAAUUCUGAUGAUGCUGAUCACGUGGUUUACCUCAUUUGCAUAUCCUAUUUUAAAAAGAAAAAUCAGGAUAUAGAAUGGAAUAUCCUUGCAAUGGCACUCAUUGUUGUUUAAAAAAUUUCCAAAUGAGUGUGUGAACUAAUUCACAAUGAAAAUGUGUAAUUUCAUCACAUUUAAAAUAACAGCUGAAAGAUUAAUUUACUAACCAUCUUUUCUAUCACAUUUCACUGAACAUGGUAUAUAACAAACCACAUGCAUGUAAUAAAUUGAUCCAGUUAAGGCCAGUACGAGGACCAGUUCGAGGACCAAUCAGACCAGUAGAAAAUACCAGUAAAGGCCAGCUUGAAUUGGAUAGCAGUAUGAAGACCAGUGAGACCAGAAAUAAGACCAGUAUAAAAUUCCAGUAAUUCAAGACCAGUUUAAUUUUUAACUGGACCGGUAAAAUUUUAACUGGACCAGUAUGACCAGUUAGACCAGUAAACCAAUUUCCAGAGUUACCAGUUAAAAUUCUACUGGUCUAAAUGGUCCAGUGGAACUGGUUUUUCCUUCUGGGAAUACAAGGGAUGCAUUGACAUUAACAUCUUGUAUCCAAGAGAGGGGAAUGUCUGUUGUUAUAGUAGAGGCUGUGUUCACACAGUAUACAAUCAAGAUUAAGGGAAGUGUUCACAUGAUACAUGUACAUAGAAUUAGUGCUUGUCUCUACUACGUCAUUACUUUAGUUACAAUUUAUACCGUAGUUGAUUUUACUAUUACAAAACAUGACACAAUUAUCAAUAGGUGGUACGCAAUAAGAAGCUCUGUUCCAAUUCCAGUUAAUAAAUAUCACCAGUCAUUCCAAACCAAAUCCACUUCCCUUGAAAAUGUUUAAUAUGUAAUGGAGAACUAACAUACUGUACCGUCUCUCUUUCUGUCCACCGUGCCAGUGAUGACAGCAAGGCCAAGGAAAAGGGUUGUUGAGAGGCCAAAUCACAGGCACAGCUUACCACCAGCUGACAUGAUUACGUAACACUUGCGCACUGAUCUUAUGCAACUUUUGGUGUCUGAAAAUGGCGAUGUCUAUGCUGUGAAACCGGUUAAAAAUUGUAAAUUUUCACGCUAAAACAACAGUUAAUUGAUCCGCGUAAAGUGGCGAUUUAAGCACAGGAGGUUAGAUGUGACUUCUAUCCAUCUUGCAGUGAAUUUUUACUUCGAUAAUGCUUAAUUUUGCGGGACAACCGGGCCGAUUGGCUCCGAGUUUGGGAAGACUUGUCAGCGGCUCCAGCACAUUCAGCAGUUCAGUCUCAGCCAGCGCUUCGCCGUUCAUCCCUAUCCAGGGACCGCACGCUCAAGCUUCCAGCCGUGUCCGUGGUCUUUGGUUUUCAUGCUCUCGUUACUUUCAUUGUACUCAAAGACCAAUGAUAAGCAGAGUAGAGGCAUCAACGUCACUUCUCAACUUCUGUCGAGUGUCGUGUCUGUCCUUAGACCAUUGUGUAUCUCAAUCAUGUCAUCAAAGAUUCUUAGGAACAUCAAGCCCAUGCAAUGCCUUGACCAAGAGGUCUACCUUACUUCCAGAGGAGAAACCAGGAAUAAUGACUCGAAUGUUAGAUUCAGUUGGGAUAAGUGGGAAUUUCAGAUUCAACAGAUUUAAAAUGAGAGUUGCUGGACUGAAUAUGUAUCAAGCUUGUGCAGAUGGGUAUGAUUUUGAAACAUUCUUUAGAGCAUGCAACAUGCCUGAUACUCUAUUUUCAUGGUUCUUAAUCAUGGAGCUUCAUGUAUGGAUGUGCAUGGUGAGAUUAAAGCAAGAAGGACGUGAAGGGAAAUACAUGACUCACUAUCUUAUCCUCUCAAUGUGGCACGAUAUUCAGGCUCGAGGGAAGCUCAUGGGGAUUCCAUCAGUUAAGAUGAAGGAGAGUUUGUCUAAGAUGGUCGAGCAGUUCAAUGGUGCCCUCUUUGCCUAUGAUGAGGGAUUACUGUCAAAUGACAAGGUAUUAGCAGCUGCGUUGUGGAGGAACCUUUUCCUUCGAAACUGUGAUGAUCCAGAGCGAUUGGCUAAUAUGGUUGAAUAUGUCAGGCAACAGGUUCAAUACCUCGACAGUCUAGACAGCAGUAAACUUCUUCAGGUUGGUCGGAUCAAAUGGCAACCUUACACUGGUGGGAUACCAGACUCUGAUGAACCACUCCCGAAAGCUGCCUCCAUUGAAGAUGAACUCAACAUCCCUGAGGUCGACAAAGUGCCAGUUUCAUGAGAGUCUACCGUACUCUCUGAUUGUAAUAUUUGAUUCAUUGCUUGGUCGCACCAUUUUCAUGAGGACCUACUGGGGAGAUUGUAGACACCAAAAGCUGUGUCAAUUAAAAGAUGAACUCAAGGUUGACAAAGUACCAGUUUAACAAGUGUCUACUCUCAUUGUAAUAUAUGAUUUAUUACUUGUUCGCACCAGUUUCACAAGGACCUACUGGGGGAUAUUGCAGACUCUAAAAGCUGCCUCUACUGAAGAUGAACUCAAUAUACCUGAGGUUGACAAAGUGACAGUUUCAUGAGGACCUACAGGGGAUAUUGCAGACUCCAAAAGCUGUCUCAAUCAAAAGAUGAACUCAAGAUACUUGAGGUUGACAAAGCACCAGUUUCAUGAGCAUCUUCUCUCAUUGUACCAUUUGAUUGGUGGAUUGGUCAUAUCAGUUUCUGGAGGAUACACGGGGGAAGACCAGACUUAAGUGAACCACUCCCCGAAGCCACCUCAAUUGAAGAUGAACCCAGUAUACCAGAGGUCAACAAAAACAUGAGGACCCAGUCUUUUUAUGCUUUCUGAAUGAAUACUUUGCUUAGCUAGAGCUGUGAUUGAGUUUAUAGAUUCUGCUGUGGACACCAGUUAAACCCUUGCUUUACUGAAUGCUCUUUCAGCAAAAUCUGUGUGAUGAAUUAUGUAUAUUUGAGAAUGUGAAUGAAAUUGAAAUGUGAUUUUGGACUACUUUACCAUGUUCAAUUAGUUUAUUUUGUGUCCCCUACAUUCAAGUAUUUAUUUAUAAUGUGAAAUUGGCAAGUCCUACAGUUUAGAUAACCAAACUUGCCCAGUGUUCCUGUUAAAUAGGAACAUCCCUAUUUGAGAGAAAAAGAAAAUAGUCAUUUUCUCCAUGUUUUCCUAUUUCUGUGAAAAAUUAUCUAUAGUAGUAUUGAAUAAAAAUUUAAGAAUGUUCAAAUUUCUGGGAAUUUCUUAGUGUUUUGUUCCUAUUUCUUGACCAUCAGAGUUGGCAGGUAUGGACUACAUAAUAGCUUCCAUCUGUCCGUAAGUCUUGGAAUAUGAGAAUUAUGACCAAAAAACUAUACCUUAGAUACAUGUAUUCAGGUUACAAGAUAGGGGAAUCAGUUAUGCUGGGAUGAGAGACCCGCGGGUCGUAAUGAUUUAGUUUGCUUUUCACUCCUCCUUUAUGUCCGACACCAGACAUAAAAUAAUGAGAACUAUUUUAUAUAAGUUUGUUUAGGAAGCAACUAUUUCAGUUUAAAAGUUUGAGUAUGUGUAUAUGGCUGUGAUACCUAUGUUUAUUACAAGAAUUUAUUAUGCUCUACUUUCUAUUUAAGAAAAAUCACAGCUUUUUGGCAAUUUUUUUUACAAGUUAAGAUUACUCUCGAUAUAACAAUAUUAUGGAUGCGGGUGCUGUCUGCACAUCAUUAAUCUAGCUGUAUUCUUUUUUUUUUUAAAUCUCACUCUACGUUAGACUAACCAUGAAUAAUCAAUCUAUCAUGCCAUACCUGUAUUAUGCAUGAUCUUAAAAUUGGUUUGAUGACAAAUUAUAUAUGAACUUAACAUGCCUGUCUGUAUUUUGUAAAAUAACGAUAAAUAAUGAAAGUCAAUGAGUGAAUGUGUUUUUGCCAUUUACUUUGUUUGAAAAUUUCAUUAUUUAUUGUUUUAUGCCAAUUCAUGGACUUUUCGACAUAUUUCUUGAACGAUAUAUAUAUAUUUACCUGUGAUUGUUGAAUAAAAAAUUUGAAGUUUCCAA